GCCAACUGGAGUACCAGCCCCUUGAAGAGCAGGUCACAACCCACAAGCUGAAAGAAAACAAAGCAACAGACUUUGGCUUAGACAACAGCAAACCUCCACAGCACUACAGCAAGCUAACGAUGCCAAGUCAAGCAGAAGAAAAGUCAAACUCCGGAUCGAGGAGCGAUGACUAUGGCAACCGAACACACAGUCAAGUUGAACCUGAAGAGGACGAUGGACAGUCAGCCAUCCAGGAGGUUCUCACUAGACGACCCGAGUUAGAAGCAAAGCAGUACGAUUAUCAAACAGAGGCAGAUUUCAGUGCCAGCAUCCUGGCUGCCAUUGAAAAGGAGCACGGCGUGGCGACCACCAACACGGCUGCUUCAAAAGGCUAUGAAAGGAUAAACGAGGGUGUUCAACUAGGUGGGGAUGGAACCAUGCAGACUGUGCCGGGAGGCAACACUGAUGCCACAGGCCAAGGCGAACACCAAAAACCAAUCGAAGAGAAACCCCACCAACUACGACAUGACUUGGCCUUCUUUCACGCGCACCAUCUUUUGGAGAGGGCCGCAGAAGGCCGGGAGCAUGUCAAGAUAGAAAGGAAUAGCAGACACAGUGGUAUUCCUGGAAGCGAUGCACACUCUAGCCACGACAUUGAGGUGCAGAGAGAACCGACAACAGGGGGUGUACAUGGUGAAGAACAAAAUCAUCAAACUGUUGACAAUCGAACAGUCCAGAACUUGUCUCGGCCAGGGGCCUACAUGGCAGGUGGCCCGGGUGGAGCCCUCCCACGUCGGGCGGAUUCGGCAAGAUUGUCUCUUCUUGUUGCCGACCCUACCGAUGCAGCUCCGCAAGAUGAUCCUCGCAACAUCAAUGCCAGGUCGGGACAGUUAGCAGUGGCCAACAUAGUUUAUGAAGAUCCAGAGCAGCAUGCCAGACCAUCAGCAAACCCAGUCAAUCUCCAAGCUAUCCUGCAAAGAGAGCAACAGCGGAAGAAACAGCAAAAAUUUACAGCUUUUCCAUUUGUGUCAACAUGCCUAGCUCACUUGGUACUGAACCAGUGA
Molecule: messenger RNA, 1043 nt
Organism: Seminavis robusta
Lineage: Eukaryota; Bacillariophyta; Bacillariophyceae; Naviculales; Naviculaceae
Source: the annotation of a GenBank genome assembly